AUGCUUUGUUUCCACAGAACAGACUAUAUGCUGAACCCCAAAAUCAAGUAAUUAAAAGGGGAAGUGCCAAGGGAGAUCCAAUUUGGAAGCGGGUGGCCAGAAAUCUGGGAGAGCUGAAGCCAAACCACUCCACUGAAGAAAGGAGAGAGGGCUUUCGAGGCAGCCUCAAGGGAGGCUGAAUCGGCCUGUCCGCGGGAGGACAUUUGCAAAGGGCGAGCACAAGUGUCCCCAAAGUGAGCACAUCUUGGGCCACGAGGAGAGUUCCUAUAGGGAACAAACGGAGACUAAAGACAAUCCCAUCGUGAUCUGGCGAGGGAUGAGAUCUGGGGACAAGCAGAGCUCAACAGGAGACCCUCAAGCUCGGCAGAGGCGGCGGCCAUUCACUGACAAAGCCGGAGCUCUGGGUUAGCAGUGUGUCUGAGGUGCUGUGGGUAACACUGAGGUUGAGGAACGAGAGCAACGCUCUCACCGUUGCUCUCGCACAGCCCUACUCCGGGGACAAUUUGACCCAGGGGCAAGGAAACAGGGUUCUUGGUUCAGGCCCAUCUGAGCAGGACCAACUAACCAGCAGGAGCAGGUGGAAGAGACCAAAGCAGGAAGUGCGGGGGGGGGGGCCGGAAGAAGGGGGAGGGCUACCAACUGAGACUAGGCCAACCAGACCGCUGGGGGCUGCCAGCUUCUGAGAGAGACAGUCUCCCAAGGGCCCAUCUGACCCAGGCCGACUUGGUGGUAGCCAAGGCAGGGCUACCCAGGGCCUGGCCCUUGAGCUAAUCAGAGAGGCCACCAACAGGUCCCCCCCCGCCCCCCGCCGCCGGUCCUCAGGGAGUGGGAGUGCACCUAGGAUUGUGGUUUCUCUACCCAUCCAGGGCCCGGGCCCGGGAGGCAUUGUGCCUGGUUGUAGACAGGAGCCUUCCUGGGGAACUCAAACCAUACGUUUGUUUACUUGUAGAAAAGAGAGAAGCUAGGGGCCUGUACCCCUCCCCUCCCCCACACUUGGCCAGGGCUCCCUCUCCAGACCAGCUCAGAGCCGCCUUUGUGACAUCACAUGACAAAUAAAGGGGGCGAUGACUCAGGCACCCGGUUGCCUGACUACGAGACUCCAGAAUUUGGGGGACAGUAUAUAUGGGGCACCCCUGUACCGGCCGAAGGCAUUUCUGACUCGAGAGUCAAGUGAGACGGUCUCGGGGUGAAAAUGCUCCUGAUCUAGACUUAGCGCCAUGGCUAGUCAGAGUACCGACGAGAUACGCCCGGUCAAGCUGGCUCCGCCUGGUGACGGAGAGUCAGCCACAGCGGUCCCAUCGACUUCCUCCCUGGGUCCAAAUUUGGAUUCCAGGGAGGUUUUAGAGAAGCACGAGGACCCGGCUGUGAGCCGAGAUCCAGAUCCCCAAGACAACCCACAGCCAGAGGCCCCAAACCUGGGUGCCGCCAAUGUGGGACAAAACAUUCUCGGGCUUUCCUUCCCGAGAAAGCUCUGGAGCAUCGUGGAGGACGACGCCUUCCCGUCCGUGCGCUGGAAUGACGACGGCGACACCGUGAUCAUCGAUGAAGACCUUUUCCAGAGGGAGAUUCUUCACCGGAGGGGCCCAGAGAGAAUCUUUGACACUGACAGCUUGAAGGGGUUCAUCUGCCUAAUGAACCUGUACGGGUUCAGCAAAAUACGCCCAGACAGCCCUUCGGUUCGCGCCCCGGGGAACGGGAGGAUGACGAUGUACCGCAACUCCAACUUCCAGCGAGACAGGCCCGUGCUGCUCGAGAAUAUUCAGAGGAAAGGUGAUCCGAGAACCGGCACCAGGUGGCUAGGAAGCGGUGCAACACCUCUAAAGAGAAAGAAGCAGGUGGCGGCGGCGACAAGACGUUCCCCACGAUUCCAUCACAGCGAAUCCAGCAACGAGGACAAGGCGGGCCCCAGAGAAGCCCCAAACGUUCAGGGACCCAGCGGCACCCAGUCCUUUGGCUUCUCCAGUAUCUGGUCCCUGAGCAGCGUAGCCAGAAGUGCCAUGGAAAAUCAUGGCCCAAGUGAGCAGGGUGGCCCAAGUGGGGAGGGCACCUCCAGGAAUGUGAUGUUUGUGCCCCUGGCUACUGCCAGAAGGGACGGCGCGGGGGAGCUGCCCACCGCCCUCCCGGCUUACCCAGAUGACGGGUUGCUGAUGUCGCUGUACAACACCUGCUAUUCCAUCCUGCUGGCUGGCCUUUCUGUCAUGUCCCCAAACGAGGCCCCCAGUGAGAAUGAGGAGGAGGAGGGUUCCUCAGAUUACAAGUGUGCACUCUGUGAACACUUCAAGGACGACCCGGUUCCCUAAGCUCACAGGCCACGGGCGACAGAUAAAAAUCACCAUUGUGGAACCCUGACUCUAUUCCUGGCCUUAAUAAAGAAAAGCAAAACUCCGCAGGAGUCAAUAAACAAUGACACCGGCGAGUCUGUGUUCUUUCUAACUUGCGACACCACGC
Messenger RNA from Zalophus californianus (California sea lion), 2448 nucleotides. It is a transcript of the gene HSFX3, whose product is annotated as heat shock transcription factor family, X-linked member 3. The transcript has 2 exons. Bases 1218 to 2300 code for a protein of 360 amino acids. Gene Ontology annotation, molecular function: DNA-binding transcription factor activity; sequence-specific DNA binding. Lineage: Eukaryota; Metazoa; Chordata; Mammalia; Carnivora; Otariidae. Gene Ontology annotation, biological process: regulation of DNA-templated transcription. The record is from RefSeq and is a predicted model, not a curated record.